Saccostrea cuccullata (small rock oyster) is the source of this 375-nucleotide messenger RNA. RefSeq names its product melanocortin receptor 5-like. Gene Ontology annotation, molecular function: G protein-coupled receptor activity. Bases 1 to 375 code for a protein of 124 amino acids. Gene Ontology annotation, biological process: G protein-coupled receptor signaling pathway. Gene Ontology annotation, cellular component: plasma membrane. The transcript has 2 exons. The record is from RefSeq and is a predicted model, not a curated record. Lineage: Eukaryota; Metazoa; Mollusca; Bivalvia; Ostreida; Ostreidae.
AUGGCGAUAGUUGUUCAUCGCCAUGCUUCUGCCAUCAAGGAGAUACGAAGAGCAGGAAGGUCGCGGAGAAGAAGUUUAUCCAGUAUCCGGGCUGCCAUGUCCACUUUCAUUAUUGUUGGUGUUUACUUCCUGUGUUGGGCACCAAUUGGUUUGUUUACGGUAUUGGUGAUAUUGUUUAAGAUCGAAGUGGACCUAUCAGGGUAUUGGUCAGAGGACGUGGUCUUUACGUACCUUUUCGCUUUUAGUAUCGCCAAUAGUGCUUUGAAUCCACUAAUUUAUGCAUCGAAGUUGGACAUUAUUAGAAAGAAGUUUCGGGUCUCUUUAGUCUACAGAUUCCUGAGACUUUGUUGCCAGCCUUCUGCUCGACAAGUUUAG